Messenger RNA from Penicillium longicatenatum, 321 nucleotides. Its product is annotated as MGR2/ROMO1 family protein. Gene Ontology annotation, cellular component: TIM23 mitochondrial import inner membrane translocase complex. Gene Ontology annotation, biological process: protein insertion into mitochondrial inner membrane; protein import into mitochondrial matrix. The record is from RefSeq and is a predicted model, not a curated record. The transcript has 5 exons. Bases 1 to 321 code for a protein of 106 amino acids. NCBI's taxonomy places the organism in Eukaryota, Fungi, Ascomycota, Eurotiomycetes, Eurotiales, Aspergillaceae.
AUGCCUGUUGUUGCUGGUCCCGCAGCCGGUCCUUCGACCUUUGACAAGAUGAAAAUGGGUGCCAUGAUGGGCUCAACUGUCGGAGCUAUUAUGGGCUUCAUCGGUGGAGCUGUGGUCAUCCUCCAGCACGGUGCUGGUCCCAACGGUGUUAUGCGCACUCUGGGCAAGUACAUGGUGGGUUCCGGUGCUACUUUCGGUCUUUUCAUGUCCAUCGGCAGCGUGAUCCGUUCUGAGGGACCCCGCAACGAUCUCUGGCUCCGUGCUCAAGGACCCCCGAUGAUGCUUCCUCGCCAGACUCCCCUGCGCUCGAUGCGCCAAUAA